This is a messenger RNA of Andrographis paniculata, 1395 nucleotides long. RefSeq lists its product as uncharacterized. The record is from RefSeq and is a predicted model, not a curated record. The transcript is spliced from 4 exons. Bases 1 to 1395 code for a protein of 464 amino acids. Gene Ontology annotation, molecular function: nucleic acid binding. Gene Ontology annotation, biological process: DNA integration. NCBI's taxonomy places the organism in Eukaryota, Viridiplantae, Streptophyta, Magnoliopsida, Lamiales, Acanthaceae.
AUGGAGUUAUCCGAUUUCGAUGUGAUACUGGGGAUGGAUUGGUUAAUGGCAUAUCAAGCUCAAUUUGAUUGUCGAAAAAGAUCAAUUUUGUUGGUUGGAGCGAUGGGUGAACAAGUGAACUAUGCAGGAUCUGCAAGACAACCUUCUAUGAAGGUAAUUUCAUCCUUAUCAUUUCAAUCAUUUAUUCGUAAGGGGUAUCCAGUGUAUCUGUCUGAGGUAAGAGAUUUGAAGCAAGGGGAGCAACGAUUGCAAAAUAUUCAUGUGGUUCGAGAUUUUCCUGAUGUAUUUCCUGAUGAUAUUCCUGGUAUGCCACCAGCUCGUGAGGUGGAUUUUACUAUUGAUAUUGUGUCAGGCGCCGAGCCAGUAUCGAGAGCUCCGUAUCGCAUGACACCGAUAGAAGUCGCUGAACUUAAAUUGCAACUACAGGAAUUACUGGAUAAAGGUUACAUUCGUCUUAAUAAAAAGACAUAUGCAAAACAUUUGCGUGUGACACUAAAUACACUGCGUGCGAGGAAGUUAUAUGGUAAGUUAUCCAAAUGUGAGUUUUGGUUGAAAAAGGUUGCUUUCUUGGGGCAUGUAGUUUUUGGUAAGGGUAUCUCAGUAGAUCCUUCUACAGUUGCAGCAAUCUCGGAUUGGCCAAGACCUACCAAUCAAUCAGAAGUAAGAAGCUUUUUGGGUUUGGCAGGCAAAGCAAAUGUUGUAGCUGAUUCCUUGAGUCAAAAACCAAGGCAUAAGUUGGGUUCUAUGUCAGUUGCUGAUGAACUAUGUCAAGAUUUAGCACGGAUGGAAAUUGAAGUACUUGGACGGCGCAUGACGCGUAGAUAUUUGAAAAUGAUGCAAGUUGAGCUUGAAAUUUAUGAUCACAUUAGAGCGGCUCAAAUGGAGGAUAAUAAGAUGGUCGAGCUGGCUAUAAAAGUUCUGUGUGGUCAGACUCAAAACUUUGAUAUUGCUUCAGAUGGGAGUGUUCGAUUCCAUGGGAGGUGGUGUAUCCCAAAGGACCGAAGCGAUUUGAAGGAGAAAAUUGUGAAAGCAGAACAUCAUAGACCAAUGGGGUUGCUACAACCUUUAGAAGUUCCGCUCUGGAAAUGGGAUUCUAUUGCAAUGAAUUUUGUGACAGGACUUCCAAGGGCGAAGUCGGGAACAAAUGCAAUUUGGGUGAUUAUAGAUAGAUUGACCAAGUCAGCAGUGUUCAUCCCAGUACGUAUGACUUGGAGUAUGCAGAAGUUGGCCAAAUUAUAUGUUCAUCAUGUGGUUAAACGACACAGUAUUCCUGAUGUAAUCAUAUCGGAUCGUGAUCCACGUUUUCAAUCUCCAUUUUGGCAAAAAUUGCAAGAAGCCUUUGGUACUCAGUUGCAUAUGAGUACUGCAUUCCAUCCAAUGACUGAUGGUCAAUAA